GCGGGCUCCGGGCGGCGCGAUGGCGGCGGCGGCGGAGGAGGCCCGGCUGCUGGCCUGGCUGCGCGGCCCGGCGGCGGGGCCCGGCGGCCCCGAGCUUUCCGCCUACGUGGCCGAGCUGGCGGCGCUGGGGCUGGCGGAGCUGGGCCGGGAGCCGGCGCGGCUGGCGGCGGAGCGGGCGCGGGUGGGGGCCGAGACCCGCCGCUUGGCCUUCGAGCACUACCGGGCCUUCAUCCGCUCCGCAGAGUGCACCGGCCGCGCCGGCCGCGGCUUCGGCGGCAUCGAGAGCCGCCUCGGCAGCCUGCUGGAGCGCCUGCCCGCCCUCCAGGAUGCCUGCCGGAACUUCAUGCGUGAUGCCGAGGAGAUCGCCUGCAGCCGCCGGAUGAACAGCCUGACGCUGAACCGGCACACGGAGAUCCUGGAGAUCCUGGAAAUCCCACAGCUCAUGGACACCUGUGUCCGGAACGGCUACUACGAGGAGGCGCUGGAGCUCGCUGCCUACGUGCGCCGGCUGGAGAGGAAGCACAGCAGCAUUCCUGUCAUCCAGGGCAUCGUGGACGAGGUGCAGCAGUCGUCCCAGCUGAUGCUGAGCCAGCUGAUCCAGCAGCUCCGCAGCACCAUCCAGCUGCCCGCCUGCCUGCGGGUCAUCGGGUACCUGCGGCGCAUGGACGUCUUCACGGAGGCCGAGCUGCGCAUCAAGUUCCUGCAGGCGCGGGACGCCUGGCUGCGCUCCAUCCAGGCCUCCAUCCCUGACGACGAUCCCUACUUCCACAUCUCCAAGACCAUCGAGGCCUGUCGUGUUCACCUCUUUGACAUCGUCACCCAGUAUCGUGCCAUCUUCUCAGACGAGGAGCCGCUGCUGCCCCCCGAGGGGCAGCCCCUCAACGAGGGGGCCAUUUUCCACAGCUGGGUGUUGCAGAAGGUCUCCGAGUUCCUGCAGACGUUGGAACGGGAUCUCCAGCGCAGGGUGGGCGGCCGCCUGGACUCGCUGCUGGGGCAGUGCAUGUACUUUGGUCUCUCCUUCAGCAGGGUGGGGGCUGAUUUCCGUGGACAGCUGGCCCCCCUCUUCCAGCGCGUGGCUGCUGCUGCCUUUGAGAAGGCAGUGGAGGAAACUGUGGAGAAGUUUCAGGAGGAGAUGAAUGCCUACACGCUCAUCUCCACUCCAGCUGUCCUGGGGGGCAGUGCAGGGGUGCCGAUGCCCUCGGCUCAGCCAGGAACGCUGCAGCCUCCCAUGGUCCUGCUGGAUUUUCCACCUCUUGCCUGUUUCCUCAAUGGUCUCCUUGUUGCCUUCAAUGACCUUCGGCUCUGCUGCCCCAUUGCCUUGGCCCAGGAUGUCACCACCUGCCUGGAGGAUGCGCUGGGCAAGGUGACCAAGACCAUCCUGGCUUUUCACCGGGCGGAGGAGGCGGCUUUCAGCACACAGGAGCAGGAGCUUUUUGCCCAGUUCUGCACAGUUUUCCUGGAAGAUCUGCUUCCCUACCUCAACCGCUGCCUCCAGGUCCUCUUUCCUCCAGCUCAGAUCGCUCAGGCACUGGGCAUCCCCCCCACCCAACUGCAGCGUUUUGGCUGGCUGGGCCGCAUCGACGUGGUUGCCCUGAGGGAGCCGUUGGCUUUCCUCCUGCCGGAGCCGCCCCAAGAGAUCCCCCCGUGUCUGGAGACCCUGCCCGGGGAAGGGGACAAGGUGCCCCUUGAGGAGGGGUCUUCACUGCCAGACGUCCCCACAACCACAGAGUAGCGGGGGGGGUGGCUGGGGCGGGCUGUGUCACCCUGAGACCCGUGUCUCCUGGGCGCGAAGAGGCCUCAUCGGCCCCGCCUGCCCCCCCGCUGCCUGUGCCCCCCCGCUGCCUGUGCCCCCCCCCCCGCCUGUGCCCCCCCCGCCCCGUGCCGCCCCUCCCCGAGUUCCUGCCCUGCCGGGACCGCGUGCUGCGAGUCCUCCCCGCCGCCAGGCGGCGCCUUCGCGCUCUGCCGCCUGCGGCUCCUGCCGCUGAGUCCUCCGCUCCGCCAGGCGUCGCACUCGCUCCCUGCCUCCGUGCGCCGCGUGGUCGG
This is a messenger RNA of Apus apus (common swift), 2043 nucleotides long. It is a transcript of the gene COG8, whose product is annotated as component of oligomeric golgi complex 8. The coding region runs from base 20 to 1732 and encodes 570 amino acids. Gene Ontology annotation, cellular component: COG complex. Gene Ontology annotation, biological process: intra-Golgi vesicle-mediated transport. The record is from RefSeq and is a predicted model, not a curated record. NCBI's taxonomy places the organism in Eukaryota, Metazoa, Chordata, Aves, Apodiformes, Apodidae. Gene Ontology annotation, molecular function: peptide deformylase activity. The transcript has 5 exons.